AUGCUCGUCUCCGGCUCGUUCCUCCGUGCCUCCAUCGGAUUCUUCUACCUGCUCAGCAUAUCCGUCUCGACCGCACUCACCUACUUCUUCUAUUCUGAGCCCGUCCUCUUCGCUUUCGUGCUCACCGCCGUCUCGCUGCUCGUGCUCUCCUAUCCCGUGCUCUGCCUGUUCAACCUCUCCCAUUCGUACGAUCUACAAGUGCGUACUCCGUUCCACGUGGAAUGGAUUCCGAUCUGUGUGGACCUCGAAGCUCAGAAGAUAUCGCAGAAAGUGCUCGACGAGAAGCCGUCGAAACUGGAUUUGGCAUUCGCCCACGCCUACAUGUAA
Molecule: messenger RNA, 327 nt
Organism: Caenorhabditis sp. 36 PRJEB53466
Lineage: Eukaryota; Metazoa; Nematoda; Chromadorea; Rhabditida; Rhabditidae
Source: the annotation of a GenBank genome assembly